Rotaria sordida is the source of this 1017-nucleotide messenger RNA. The record is from the annotation of a GenBank genome assembly. Lineage: Eukaryota; Metazoa; Rotifera; Eurotatoria; Philodinida; Philodinidae.
AUGCGUAUUGAAGCAACAUUUUACACGUGUUCUCAAGUCGAUAGAAAUUCAGUCUUCACAAUGCAGACGUGGCUUGUUCAACUGUAUUAUAAAUUCACUACAUAUCGAGCUGGUCUUACUAAACAUUCAUUGCCCAUUGACAAUAGUGGAAUUGCUGCUUCAUUUAGUUAUGCUGAGAAAGGCUCAAGAAAUCCUGAAAAGCCGAGUAUUGUAUUUGUUCAUGGACUUUCUUCUAAUAAAGAAACAUGGAUACCGAUUAUUAAAAAUAUAUCAGAUGAUUAUCAUUGUAUCACUGUUGAUCUGCCUGGUCAUGGAGAAACGAUUGGCUUUCAAGAAGAUAUCUAUACAAUUGAUAAAUUUGUGGAAAAACUUAAAUUGUUUUUUGAUGAAAUGGGUCUAACCGAACCAAUGUGUAUUAUUGGUGCAUCGAUGGGCGGUGCGGUUGUAUGCAUGUUUGCCAUAAAAUAUCCGAAAUAUGUAAGUAUGAUUUGUUUACUAGCUCCUAUAGCAAAUGAGGCAUCUGAAACUGAUUUGAUUCGACAACUGCGUACCGGCGUAUACAAUGCUCUUUUACCGGAAACACCAGAAGAACUACGUCAAAUGAUCCAUACACAGACAGUAAAAAGACUAAAGCUGCCUGAACCAUUUGUCAAUGGAUUUCUGCGAUUGAGAUUGCGUUUGUUGGAGGAACACAAGAAAAUACUUACUUCACUUCUCGGAUACGAUAGUUCACUAAUUGAAGAUCAUUAUCAACAGUUGCGACAAGUGAACUGUCCGGCAUUGAUAUUAUGGGGUCGUCAAGAUAAGGUCUAUGCUGUUAGUGGUGCGGAAUUUUUCUGCAAUUUGCUCCCAAAUUCUGAAUGUGUUGUUUUCGAUGAUUGCGGUCACUUUAUGGCUAUUGAUAAGCCUGAAGAGACAGCUAGAAGUAUCCUGACAUUUUUUGACAGUAAUGCCAAUUAUCAAUAUAUGGCUAUUUUGGAUCGUGCCUUUCCGAUUGAUAUACGUAUAAAUUUUUAA